UGGUUUUUUUUGCACAGCACAGCCAUACAGAGCAGUGUGCUUACAGUAAAGCACCAACACUCCCUACACACAGUUAACCCUUUGAUCGUCCCUCAUGUUAACCCCUUCCUGCCCAGUGACAUUAGUACAGUGUCAGAGCUUUUUAUUAGCACUGAUCACUGUAUUGGUGUCACUGGGGAUGUCAGUGACACCAAGUCAGUUCACCCCCAGUGUCAGAAUGUCCGCCGCAGUCCCGCUAUAAGUUGCUGAUCACCGCCAUUACUAGUAGAAAAAAAAAUCCAGUAUCUAUACCGCCAUUUGUAAACGCUAUAACUUUUCACGUAAGCCGAUUAAUUGA
Molecule: messenger RNA, 337 nt
Organism: Staurois parvus
Lineage: Eukaryota; Metazoa; Chordata; Amphibia; Anura; Ranidae
Source: the annotation of a GenBank genome assembly